CCCCAGGACAGCUGGCACUGCAAGUGCCUGCAGCUCCUCAGCUGCUUCCCGAUGGGCGGAGGUUUUUCCAGCUACGCCUUGAAGACUGUGGUGAUGCACCUCCUGAGCACCGUACCCCCGACACGCUGGGGCAGAGGGACUUCCGUCAGCGACUGAUGGAUAUCCUGAAGUACCUGCGGUGCUCGCUGGAGACAAAGCAACUUCACCACUUUGUCGUGGGCAAUGAGAAGUUUCCCAAGGAGAUCAAAUUGCCCUCCGGCUUGCGGCUGGCUCAACCACCCAACCUCUUUCAGCCCCUGGCGAGCAGCCCGGAUGCCCACACGAAGGUCGUGCAGGAGUACAUCCGCCUGCUGCAUCGGCUCAAACAAGUGCUGAUCUGCGGCCAUUGAAAGGGAUCUUCCUGCACGGAGCUGUGCUUGUGGGGCCCCUUGGCAGACCCUGUAGAUAUUAACCUCCCGUAGCUAGUGCAUUUUUACAGUACGUGUUAACCCCCCAUAGUUAGUGCAUUUACUAUACGUAUUACAGCCCCGUAAUUAGUGCUUUUCCCAUAUGCGUUAGGACCCUCUAGUUAGUGAAAGUACCAGACAGAUUGCGACACUUUAGGUGGCGCUUUUCCUGUAGAUAGUAAUGCCCUCUAGUUAGUGAAUUCAGCGUUCCAGACCCUUCUUUGUUAUUGUUUCAAUAAACGCAUUUAUUCCUUAAAUGGACUGUGCAAGCUCUUCUUGAAAUCCAACAGACCUAGAAUACUGGCAAAUUCCACCAGUGGUGAAUUUGUGACUGGCUGGGAGUAGGCCCUGUUAUUAGCAAGCCUUUGGAACAAAGGCACGCCAUUCUCUCUCCACAUUGCUCCUCUCAAUGCUCUCCCAGGUGCAGAAGCCACUGAAGACCCUGGUGGCUCCAAAGAUGAGGUUUGCCCUGUGUUCCCCUUGCACAUGCUGGCCAUUUCACAGGGGCUCUGAAACUGUCCCUGGCAGCUCCGGCUGGGCAGGGACAAAGCAAGAGGCACCACUGCUCUGUGCAUCCUUCUGUGUUCGCUGGGGAACACAGUUCAAUGAGGAUCCUGCCUGAUCCCAGACACUCUGCAGGGCGUUGGCGCCACAGAAACCAACUUGUUGGGCAUGCGGAAGGAGCACUGUGCACUGUUGACAGUGGGAGCUGCCCACUGGAAAUCACCCCCCGUCAGCUGCUCAUCAUCCCUGGGAAACCGGGCAAUCAAGGUCCUCUCGCAGUGGCACAGCAGGAACUGAGAUCCUGCCAUGGAGAAGCCCCAUGUCAGCAGCAGCAGAUUCACCACUGCAACCCCCAGGACAGUCACUUAAGUGCCAAGAGCACCCCCACAAGCACACAUGUCAGCACCAAGGCAAGCGAUUCCGUCUCAGAGCAGGAGAUUUCUGUGCGCAAAGCCUUCACGGGCCAUGCCACCCAAUUUCAGAUUGAAAAGCUUUUGGGGGGCUUCUUCCCGUUUAUUCAAGCGAGCCGCCGGGGCUCCAUUAUGACCCGUUGGUGUGCUCUUUGCGUGGCUCACGUCUUUGCUUGCCCGGGGCCAUUAUGAGUCCCAGGGCUGAGGUAGAGAUGGAGGGCGGGGCUGGUCUGGCCGGGAUGCACUCUGACACCUGUGACAUCACAGCACCUGUGUCACAAUGGGUGCAGCUAGCAACAUUAGGAGCAGGUGACGCUGGCCCAGCACAGCCUCGGCGAGCGGCGAGUGUGCACGCAGACGGGAGGCUGUGCUGAACGCCGAAGGAGGACGCCGACGGCAGAAACGCGAGUACCCGGGCAGCCGGGUCUCAGCGGGCAUCCAGAGGCCACGCUCUGGCAGGAGCACCUUUGCCAGGGCGCGGUGCCGCUGCCGGGCCAGCGGCGCAGGCCUUGCAGCCUGCCAGCUGCCUGGCCCCCCUCCUCUUGCCUGCUUUCAGAUCCCCGGGGGCUCCUGUCCCCAUUUCCCUUAUCAGUACCCCCUUUCCCAUCCCCACUCGAGCCCUGCAAAGCACCUGAGGCCAUGCUGGCCACGGCAUUUCUCCUCUGGCUUGCGCAAGGCCUCAUCCAGUACCCGCAGCAGGCUGGGGACAGGCUGGAUGAGGCCUCACGGGAGCGCAUGCAGCAGCGUGCUGAGUAUCUGAACCAGCAGAUGGUUCAGCUGCUUGAGGAGCUGGAGCAGAAGAACCUGGAGCAGAGUGGUGGUGCCUGGGGAGCCCUGCUGGUCUGGCAGUUCUGGGCUCUAACUGGAAUCAUGGUCCUUCUUGUGGCCCUGUGGUUUGGACUCGGGAAAAUCAGACGCAAUCCCGACAACAGUGGCGUCAAGAAGAGGUCCAGCAGCAACUUGGUGGAGGAAGAAGUUGAAGGAGAAGGAGGAGAAGAAGAAGGAGGAGACACCAUUGUUGCAGAGAAAGAAAUAGAAAGCACCCCUGUGGAAGAAGGCACUAUGGAUGGAAAUGAAGAAGGCAGCAACGUUGAUGCAAAGGCAGAAAGCAGUGCUGGAAAUGAAGCAGAAGAAGGCAAUGAGGACGCAACAGGAGGAGUAAACCAGGGUGAGAAGUUUGAGGAAGCCAAUGCAGCUGGAAAUCAGGAAGAAGAUAAAGAAGGAGGCAGAGGCAACACAGCGGCAGAGAGAGAAAUCAAAAGCAACAAUGCAAAUGUGGAAGAAAACAUGAUGGAUGGAAAUGAAGAAGGCAGCACCAUUGAUGUAAAGGCUGAAAGCAGCACUGGAAAUGAAGCAAAAGACGGCAAUGAUGAUGCAAAAGAAGGAGUAAACCAUGGUGAGAAUUUUGAGGAAGCCCAUGCUGCUGGAAAUGAAGAAGAAGAUAAAGAAGAAGAAGAAGAAGCAGAAGCAGAAGAAGAAGCAGAAGAAGAAGAUAAAGAAGCAGAAGAAGAAGAAGAAGAAGAAAAAGGAGGACACAGCACUGUUGCAAAGGAAGAAAUCGAAAGCAACGACGCAAAAGUGGAAGAAGACAAUAAGGAUGGAAAUGAAGACGACAAUAACGUUGAUGCAAAGACAGAAAGCGGUGCUGGAAAUGAAGCACAAAAAGGCAACGAUGGUGCAAAGGAAGAAAUAAACCGUGGUUUAAAGGAGGGCGAGGAAGCCAAUGCUGCCGGACUGGAAGAAGACAAACGGGAUGCAAAGAGAGAAGACGACGGCCACAGUAUCAAGGGGAACCUCGCAAGGCCUUUAGAAGAGCGCAUAGAGUUGCAUGUAGUGGACCUGGACAAAGGCUGCUCGCUGGUAGUGGAGCUGAUGGACAAGCUGAGAGACAUCUUUGGACAAGACUUUUCCAACUAUUUCUACCCGGUGCCACAACAAGCCAUCGGAGUGGGCAGUGCCUUUGAAGGCUGGAGUCCCCAUGCACAAGAUGUUGUGUACCGUGUGCUUGUACCCCUGAGUCCCCCUCCAGGACACGCCUUCCACCUGGAGCUGGACGCCGCAGGGAUGCUCCAGAGGAACUCGCGUGUCCGUGUGGAGCUGCUGUGCACCUGCAGAGGGGAGCAGCUGCGGGAGGACAUGCUGUGCUUCCUCCACCACUCCGAGGAGGAGCUGAGAAGGAAGCAGGACCCCAGCCUCCUGCAGACCCUGUGCACUGGCUCCUACCUAGACGUGGAGAAAACUGUCCAGUGGUUCUACCGAUCUGUGAGAGCAGCCCGGCUGCUUUUGCCUGCGUCCUGCCACUGGCAUUUAAUGUUGCAGCCCUGCAGCCGCUCCUGUAAAUUUCAGCUCAGCAAAGACACAGAAAGCUUCACGGUGGAGGUGAUCUUUGGGGUGCAGCAAGGAGACACAGAUAUCUUUGUGGGCAGCCAGCCUGCAGAAGUAGGCACGCCAAGCACAACGUGGCGCGAGACUUACGCCGUGGCAGAGGCAAAAUUCUUCAGGCACGUUUCCGGGCAGGCUCCCCAGGACAGCUGGCACUGCAAGUGCCUGCAGCUCCUCAGCUGCUUCCCGAUGGGCGGAGGUUUUUCCAGCUACGCCUUGAAGACUGUGGUGAUGCACCUCCUGAGCACCGUACCCCCGACACGCUGGGGCAGGAGGGACUUCCGUCAGCGACUGAUGGAUAUCCUGAAGUACCUGCGGUGCUCGCUGGAGACAAAGCAACUUCACCACUUUGUCAUAGGCAAUGAGAAGUUUCCCAGGGAGAUCAAAUUGCCCUCCGGCUUGCGGCUGGCUCAGCCACCCAACCUCUUAGCCCCUGGCGAGCAGCCCGGAAGCCCACACGAAGGCCGUGCAGGAGUACAUCCGCCUGCUGCAUCGGCUCAAACAAGUGCGGAUCUACGGCCAUUGAAAGGGAUCUCCCUGCACAGAGCUGUGCUUGUGGGGCCUCUUGGCAGACCCUCUAGAUAUUAACCUCCCGUAGUUAGUGUAGUUUUACAGUACAUAUUAACACCCCAUAGUCAGUGCAUUUGCUGCACGUAUUACAGCCCCGUAAGUAGUAAUUUUACCAUAUGUAUUAGGACCCUCUAGGUAGUGAAAUUACCAGAUAGACUGGGACACUUUAGGUGGCCCUUUUCCCGUAGAUAGUAAUACCCCCUAGAUAGUGAAUUCAGCAUUCCAGACCCUUCUUUGUUAUUGUUUCAAUAAACACGUCUAUUCCUUAAA
Cyanistes caeruleus (blue tit) is the source of this 4582-nucleotide messenger RNA. NCBI's taxonomy places the organism in Eukaryota, Metazoa, Chordata, Aves, Passeriformes, Paridae. The record is from RefSeq and is a predicted model, not a curated record.